UAUAAAAACACUUGUACGCUUUAAAGAAAUUGAAAUUUUUUUUUGUCAACGUUGAAACAUAUGAUCAAAUUUGUUCAAGAUGGCACUGCAAGUAGCACGGAACAAUGGGGAAUGGGGUGAACUAUUUAAUGUACCGCCGCAGGAAGAAGUCGAGGUAUACGUGCUUUUUGUGAACACAACAAAUCGAACCCUCGAUUUAUAUUGGGCAAGCGAUCCAAACACCCAGAACAUACAGCUAACACUAAAGCCGAAUCAGGGCGUGCCUGUAAAUACAUAUAAUACACACAUAUGGUUCUUUUGCGACUAUUACACUGGCGAACGUAUGCAUGUGCGAUCGAAGCGUUUAUUUUAUCCCAUACGCAUACGAGUGCCACGGAAUCCCCAACAGCCGGAUGAGCUAUGUGAUGUACGCAGCCAGGUGCUCAUCCACUUUCCAAUGCGUACUCUGAAGGAGAAUUGCUUAUGGCUAAUUGUACGAUGGCUAAAGCGUACAUGCAAUACACCAGAGCUUCUCAUUAAUAACUAUUUAAUACCCGCGACACUAAAGCAACAGUUGCUACUCUUGCUAAGGACUAUCAACACCUAUUACAGACAGGCGCAUCAGAGAAGACUGCGUAUGAUGAGUCGAAGAUAAAGGAUUCCUCGCAUAUAUACGGAUACAAUUAUAUUAAGACUC
This is a messenger RNA of Drosophila arizonae, 676 nucleotides long. RefSeq names its product von Hippel-Lindau protein (gene Vhl). Lineage: Eukaryota; Metazoa; Arthropoda; Insecta; Diptera; Drosophilidae. The record is from RefSeq and is a predicted model, not a curated record.